AUCCGGUGCUUGCGUGUGGUGGUGAGCGCAGCGCCGAGGAUGAGGAGGUGCAACAGCGGCUCCGGGCCGCCGCCGUCGCUGCUGCUGCUGCUGCUGUGGCUGCUCGCGGUUCCCGGCGCUAACGCGGCCCCGCGGUCGGCGCUCUAUUCGCCUUCCGACCCGCUGACGCUGCUGCAGGCGGACACGGUGCGCGGCGCGGUGCUGGGCUCCCGCAGCGCCUGGGCCGUGGAGUUCUUCGCCUCCUGGUGCGGCCACUGCAUCGCCUUCGCCCCGACGUGGAAGGCGCUGGCCGAAGACGUCAAAGCCUGGAGGCCGGCCCUGUAUCUCGCCGCCCUGGACUGUGCUGAGGAGACCAACAGUGCAGUCUGCAGAGACUUCAACAUCCCUGGCUUCCCGACUGUGAGGUUCUUCAAGGCCUUUACCAAGAACGGCUCGGGAGCAGUAUUUCCAGUGGCUGGUGCUGACGUGCAGACACUGCGGGAGAGGCUCAUUGACGCCCUGGAGUCCCAUCAUGACACGUGGCCCCCAGCCUGUCCCCCACUGGAGCCUGCCAAGCUGGAGGAGAUUGAUGGAUUCUUUGCGAGAAAUAACGAAGAGUACCUGGCUCUGAUCUUUGAAAAGGGAGGCUCCUACCUGGGUAGAGAGGUGGCUCUGGACCUGUCCCAGCACAAAGGCGUGGCGGUGCGCAGGGUGCUGAACACAGAGGCCAAUGUGGUGAGAAAGUUUGGUGUCACCGACUUCCCCUCUUGCUACCUGCUGUUCCGGAAUGGCUCUGUCUCCCGAGUCCCCGUGCUCAUGGAAUCCAGGUCCUUCUAUACCGCUUACCUGCAGAGACUCUCUGGGCUCACCAGGGAGGCUGCCCAGACCACAGUUGCACCAACCACUGCUAACAAGAUAGCUCCCACUGUUUGGAAAUUGGCAGAUCGCUCCAAGAUCUACAUGGCUGACCUGGAAUCUGCACUGCACUACAUCCUGCGGAUAGAAGUGGGCAGGUUCCCGGUCCUGGAAGGGCAGCGCCUGGUGGCCCUGAAAAAGUUUGUGGCAGUGCUGGCCAAGUAUUUCCCUGGCCGGCCCUUAGUCCAGAACUUCCUGCACUCCGUGAAUGAAUGGCUCAAGAGGCAGAAGAGAAAUAAAAUUCCCUACAGUUUCUUUAAAACUGCCCUGGACGACAGGAAAGAGGGUGCCGUUCUUGCCAAGAAGGUGAACUGGAUUGGCUGCCAGGGGAGUGAGCCGCAUUUCCGGGGCUUUCCCUGCUCCCUGUGGGUCCUCUUCCACUUCUUGACUGUGCAGGCAGCUCGGCAAAAUGUAGACCACUCACAGGAAGCAGCCAAGGCCAAGGAGGUCCUCCCAGCCAUCCGAGGCUACGUGCACUACUUCUUCGGCUGCCGAGACUGCGCUAGCCACUUCGAGCAGAUGGCUGCUGCCUCCAUGCACCGGGUGGGGAGUCCCAACGCCGCUGUCCUCUGGCUCUGGUCUAGCCACAACAGGGUCAAUGCUCGCCUUGCAGGUGCCCCCAGCGAGGACCCCCAGUUCCCCAAGGUGCAGUGGCCACCCCGUGAACUUUGUUCUGCCUGCCACAAUGAACGCCUGGAUGUGCCCGUGUGGGACGUGGAAGCCACCCUCAACUUCCUCAAGGCCCACUUCUCCCCAAGCAACAUCAUCCUGGACUUCCCUGCAGCUGGGUCAGCUGCCCGGAGGGAUGUGCAGAAUGUGGCAGCCGCCCCAGAGCUGGCGAUGGGAGCCCUGGAGCUGGAAAGCCGGAAUUCAACUCUGGACCCUGGGAAGCCUGAGAUGAUGAAGUCCCCCACAAACACCACCCCACAUGUGCCGGCUGAGGGACCUGAGGCAAGUCGACCCCCGAAGCUGCACCCUGGCCUCAGAGCUGCACCAGGCCAGGAGCCUCCUGAGCACAUGGCAGAGCUUCAGAGGAAUGAGCAGGAGCAGCCGCUUGGGCAGUGGCACUUGAGCAAGCGAGACACAGGGGCUGCAUUGCUGGCUGAGUCCAGGGCUGAGAAGAACCGCCUCUGGGGCCCUUUGGAGGUCAGGCGCGUGGGCCGCAGCUCCAAGCAGCUGGUCGACAUCCCUGAGGGCCAGCUGGAGGCCCGAGCUGGACGGGGCCGAGGCCAGUGGCUGCAGGUGCUGGGAGGGGGCUUCUCUUACCUGGACAUCAGCCUCUGUGUGGGGCUCUAUUCCCUGUCCUUCAUGGGCCUGCUGGCCAUGUACACCUACUUCCAGGCCAAGAUAAGGGCCCUGAAGGGCCAUGCUGGCCACCCUGCAGCCUGAACCACCUGGGGAGGAGGCGGGAGAGGGAGCUGCCAUCUCUAGGCACCUCAAGCCCCCUGACCCCAUUCCCUCCCCUCCCACCCCUUGCUCCUUGUCUGGCCUAGAAGUGUGGGAAAUUCAGGAAAACGAGUUGCUCCAGUGAAGCUUCUUGGGGUUGCUAGGACAGAGAGCUCCUUUGACACAAAAGACAGGAGCAGGGUCCAGGUUCCCCUGCUGUGCAGGGAGGGCAGCCCCGGGCAGUGGGCAUAGGGCAGCUCAGUCCCUGGCCUCUUAGCACCACAUUCCUGUUUUUCAGCUUAUUUGAAGUCCUGCCUCAUUCUCACUGGAGCCUCAGUCUCUCCUGCUUGGUCUUGGCCCUCAACUGGGGCAAGUGAAGCCAGAGGAGGGUCCCCCAGCUGGGUGGGCUGGAAUGGAACUCCUCACUAGCUGCUGGGGCUCCGCCCACCCUGCUCCCUUCCGGACAAUGAAGAAGCCUUUGCACCCUGGGAGGAAGGACCACCCCGGGCCCUCUAUGCCUGGCCAGCCUCCAGCUCCUCAGACCUCCUGGGUGGGGUUUGGCUUCAGGGUGGGGUUUGGAAGCUUCUGGAAGUCGUGCUGGUCUCCCAGGUGAGGCAAGCCAUGGUUGCUGGGCUGUAGGGUGAGUGGCUUGCUUGGUGGGACCUGACGAGUUGGUGGCAUGGGAAGGAUGUGGGUCUCUAGUGCCUUGCCCUGGCUUAGCUGCAGGAGAAGAUGGCUGCUUUCACUUCCCCCCAUUGAGCUCUGCUCCCUCUGAGCCUGGUCUUUUGUCCUUUUUUAUUUUGGUCUCCAAGAUGAAUGCUCAUCUUUGGAGGGUGCCAGGUAGAAGCUAGGGAGGGGAGUGUCUUCUCUCUCCAGGUUUCACCUUCCAGUGUGCAGAAGUUAGAAGGGUCUGGCGGGGGCAGUGCCUUACACAUGCUUGAUUCCCACGCUACCCCCUGCCUUGGGAGGUGUGUGGAAUAAAUUAUUUUUGUUAAGGCAAGCAUUGGUGUGUUCUUUAACUUGCUACUUGGAGACCUAGUGUCCAGUCUGGACAGAAUGCACAGAGACCAGCCUCACCUGGAAUGCAGCCAGACUCGAUGUCCCUCAGCACACACAGCUCCUGGCCACAGACUGCCCAUAGAACUGUCUGCACCCAAACCCCAUGGCCUUUUCAUGCACGGAGACAGGCCUCUGGAUGUGCAGCCUUGCCACCCCCUGCCCCAAUCCUCCCUGAGAGCUCCUGCCUCAGUGCCCUGGGCUGGUGAGGGAGAAGCCUGUCUGCACCUGCCUAAUUCCAGCUCCUCCAGGAAGCAAGGGCUUGUUUGUCAGAGCUGCAGGGUUGGCCACUCGGUGGGGAGGAGUCAGCCAGGAUUAGAGAGCCUGCCCCUAAUCCGGCCUGCUGGGUUUUACAAGGAUCAGAGCUGCUGAUAAUGAACCUCAUUAAGGGGGAGCAGGAGCCUCAAUCCGAUUUGGUUUUCUCUUUGACAUCUUCACUCUGCUCAGAUGGCCUGGGUGCUAUGUGGAGCAGGUGGGAUGCCAAGGCCACUCCUGCUAUGGGGCAGCUGGGGCUGGGGAGGGAUGGCAGUCUCCCUGCAUGUUUCCCUCGACCUCUUUAGCUGCAGCGCCUUGCUGGGCUCCUGGGUUGGACUCCCUCUCUGUGCCCCUGCUCCAGGCACCCAUUGGCUCCAUCCUCCUGGUUGUGCUCUGCACCCCCUGCUCCCUUGGGCUGGCCCUGGCUGGGGGCCUGAGAGACAGACAGGAACCCACAAUCAGGAGGCAACCCUGGCCUGCAAGAGGAAGACAGAGGCUCCCAGGGCCGGUGCCCUGUGUGCCCACUGCACCAAGGCCGCUGAAUAAGCCUGCCCUUCACCCCCUAAGGGCUCCUUGCCCAAUGCCAAGUGCUGGGGAUUUCUGUCAGCAAGCCCUGUGGCUCCAGUGACGGUAUUUCUAAAGCCAAACUUAGUUACCUAGAAUUAGCGCCAUGUUGGAAACACUGUCGCAGCAGCCCGGGCUGCACAGUGUGUAGCCCAGCCUCCAGGUCCACGGAGUGGUGUGGACCUCCCACCUCACAGCUGCCUCUGGCAGCCAAGCCUCUUUUCGCCCGGCCCCAGCCCCUCUGGUUGAUAAACGGGUGGGCCUCCUCAGCAGCGUGGCUGCCUUUCACCUUGAUUUCCCCAGGGCUCUCGGCAACAUCGAUAAACCAGCCUCGCCCACCAGCUGGGCCCUCCCCCACCCAGUCUGCCAGGCUGGGAGCUGGAGCUUGCUGAGUCUUGAAUGCCCUUCUAGAUGGCUUCUCUAGAGGCUCUCCUGGCAAGAGAGGGUCCCAAGGGGAGCCCUGCAAAGCAAAGGCUCCUUGUCUGGGGCGGGAUAGAGAAUCUCGCCUCUGUCUGGUGUGUUACCUACUGGGGGCACAGGAACAAUUUCCUCAAGGAGACAGUGGCAUGGAGCUUUGAAAGACGAGUAGGUGUUAGCAAGGAAAUAAGGAGGAACGGGGGUUACGGGCAGAGGAGAAAGCACAUGCCAAGUCAGCAAAGAAAAGUAGAAUUCGAAAACUUUUUAAAAAUAUUACUAAGGAUUUUCACAAUGCUGCACUGGGCUAGAAACUGAAGCUAAAACAGAUACGUGGUCCCUGCUGCUAUGGGGCUUCCGUUCUAGAGGCAAGGACAGGUUGUGAUGAGGGUUCUGAAGGAUAGAGACCAAGCAGGGAGGGUGUUGAGGAGGCUUCUGCGAGACCUGAAGGAUGGGAAGCCAGGAAGUGGGAGGGGUGGGGGUCCAGGCUGGAGGGGCCCAAUGUAGGUGUAGAGGGACUACAGCCCUGAGGGGCUGCUCCAUGCGGCAUUCUUGGAGGUCCAAGAGGGGCAGCGCCACCUUGGGCCAGGCUCCUCUCCAGCAGCCUUGGUAUGGGGUGGGGGUGGGAAGACCCCUGAUGCAGCCUGUCCUCUGGGUGUGGGGGUGGAGGAGAGGGCUCCAGGGGACCCAGCCAGCCUUGACCCUGGAGGAAAGUCAGGUGGGCUCAGAGAGAGCCCUCAAAUCUGGGCCCUGGGUCAGGGUGGGGUCAAGUCCAGCCUUGAAGAGAAUGGACUCUGGAAUCUGACGUCUGGGUUUGAAUCCAGCUUCCAACACUCACUGGCUGUGUGACUUUGGGCAAGAUAACUUAUCCCCUUGUCCCCAUGUGUCAUUGGAGAUAAACUACCCACCUACCAGAUUGUUGUACCAUGCUGGGCAAACACUAAGUGCUUAAUAAUGGUAGCCCACUGCUCAUGUCGUGUCGUCUCCUGUCUUGAUACCUGAAAACUCAAGGGGCCCUGUUGUGCUUGGAGGGGGGUGCCGUUCCCACAGGAUAUUCUGUGAAGGGUGUCCCUGGAGCUGGGCCUCCAGGUGGCAAGCCCCAAGCCACCCCGGCAGGUGCCACUGGCCAGAGUUGAACUGAGGUGUUGAGUGGAAAGUGCCUCCCCACCCCCAUCUGCCACAGUAGUAUGGAUUUCCUUCAUGAGAUGGGGCUCCUAAAAUGCCUGAAAUGUGUAUGCUGUUGGAGAAUUGAUGUGUAUGAUUUAUUGAACUUUGCACUCAUUUAAAUCUCAUUUAAUCCUCCAACAACGCAAGAUGAAGAAGCUGAGGCUUAAAGAGAUUAAGAAACAUCCUAUCCCCUUUACUCCCACCAAAAUAAAUACAUUUGCCCUAUUCUCCCAAAUGGUGAGAGGUAGAUCCAGGACUUGACCCCAGAUCCCACCCACUCAACCCUGGAGCUGCAGUCUCUACCCCUUCUAACACAUGUGAUUCUGUUUCAUGUCCUGUUCCAUCGGUAGAGUUACACACUUUCCUGAGACUUUAUAUGGUGGUGCUGCUGGGUGCCAGCCCUUCUUCCCUCCAACAGUGGCAGUAACCACUGUUGUGUGUUGGUGUCAAGGAGUGGGGACACCCUGAAGGAAUCCGCCUUUUCUAGAGCUCUCGCUCCAUUCCCUACAUCGAGGCUGAAGUGCCCUGUCUCGGGUCCUUGUUUUUAGGCCUCGUUUGAAGGAGGGGAAGAAACCAGGUUCGUUGGGCGUGACCUUGGCUCAGCUCGUCUGUGAAAUUGGGGCCGCAGACUUAGUUUGCGGGUCCCUGCUAAAUUCCUCUCCCUCUUCCUGGGAUUCCCAUCCAUGUAUUGCCAGCUACAUGUAGAGUGGAGAGGAGAGGUUUUUCCUGCAGGGCCUUCCAGAGAAAGGAUUCUUGGCCAGAGGAAAUCACAGCCUAUAAGAUCAAUAUCCUGAUAGAAUCCCGGGCCAGGUGUGAGAGGGGAGAGCUCACUCACACCAGCCUGACAGUCUUGGGGCAGAGCGCCCCAUAGGCCUCUGCAGCCCCAUCACUGCCUCAUUCUCCCUCAGGUGCCAAGGAAGCUCCAGGGUGGGCCCAGUAUCCUUCCACAGCAUCCCUCCUCUUCCCCUUCAACACCCCUUUCACCCCUCCCUCCACCACCUCUGAAAGGUGCUCCUUGGGCAGGGCGAUAGGAUUCCCACCCCUAGCUUUAAGAACUAAACCAAACUUCAAGAGGAGCAAUUUAAUCUUCAUACCUGACUCCUUGUCCCUCCUCAGGCAUGCUGUUGUGCAGGACAGAGCCCUGGCUUCUCCUGGAUGUCACACCUGGCCUGUCUCUGACCCUUGCUUUCCCUUUCUCUGCUGCCCUCAAGGGUCAUUCACACCCAAGAGGGUAAGAAGCUGCCCUCUCAUCCCUUCCUCUCCCACCCUGGGCCUCUGCCCUCUGCCUGGCCCCAGCAGCACAGUCUUCUCCAUAGAGAGGGGCUGGGCCAUGGGACCCCAGUUCCUGGGGUCUCGGUGACACAGUUCACUGUUUGCUGCAGAGGAGGCCCCACUCGCAGCCUUGGCCUCUGCCCUGCAGAAGAAUUCCCUGUAACUCACUCACCAAUGGCCGUGGGAGCCAGUGGCCUCGGCGAGGGUCAGUUGGACUGCAUAGCUGCCGGCUGAGUCUCUCUGGCCACCCUCACUGGCCCCAUCACUCCAGGUUGCACUGCUGCCCAGGGGGUUUGUGCCAGGCCUGGGUCACAGUGGAAGAGAGUCUGGAAAUCACAAGGCAGAGGAGGAGACCUUUGCCAAUGUGAGAGAACAAAGUUAAGGGGCAGUCCAUGGGGGCAUUGACCUUACUUAGGUGAGGAGGACUCAGGGAACAUCUACAGACUCUAGGGCUAGGGUGAGAUCCUCCUGAUAGUGCUGGUAGCUCCAGCUGCUGCUUUGGCAAGACUUGGUCGUCUCUAUACUGAGAGAGCAAAAGCUCUUUUCCUGGGGCUGCAUGUUCUUCCAUAGGAAAGUGGGCUUCAGGUGCUGCCUAUUAAACCUCCUGCCUCCCCUGCUGCAGUGCUUUGAUGCCUUUCACCUGUGUCUACCUGCGAACCUCUGCCCACCACGGAAGAGCAGCUCACAUUUGGAAGGGGCUAAAAUUUUUACCUAGUUUGAAUCUGCUCUGCAAUGUCCCCAUCAAGUUCUUAACCAUCCCGGGUUCCAAUGGUUACAGAGUUCUGCCCUGGGGAGGGAGGAAUUGCUUAGCAAAUGAUGUUGAGAAUAGUGAUUAUUUGGGGGAAAAUUCAGGUAAGAUCUCACCUUCAUACCAUAUACCAAAAUACAUCUCAGUAGAUUAGUAAGCUAAUGCAAAAAAAAAAAAAAAAGGGGAAAUAUAAUUGAAUACUUCACUGUUUUUGAAAGCAUGAAAACAAUGGAAAAUGCAACUGAUGUGAGUAAUCCAUCUACUUGACGUCACUUUUAAGAAAUAAGGCCAGGCACGGUGGCUCACGCUUGUAAUCCUAGCACUUUGGGAGGCCGAGGUGGGUGGAUCACGAGGUCAGGAGUUUGAGACCAGCUUGGCCAACAUGGUGAAACCCCCAUCUCUACUAAAAUAUUACACAGGCAUUGUGGCACACAUCUGUAAUCCCAGCUACUCAGGAGGCUGAGGCAGGAGAAUCACUUGAACCUGGGAGGUGGAGGUUGCAGUGAGCUGAGAUCGCGCCAUUGCACUCCAGCCUGGGGGACAGAGCGAGACUCUGUCUCAAAAAAAUAAAAAAAUAAAAAUAAAAAAAUAAAGUAAAGCUACAUAUUUAAAAGCUGGGGAAAUAUAUGCUGUAAAUAUGACAAAGGGCUGUGACUCUUCUGCAACACACCAUUUUAAGAAUGAGCUAGGUCUGCAUUUAUUGACCUGAUAAAAUGUCCCAAGAAGGACACAUUUUUAUAAACAUAAGUUACUAUUGUUAUAUAUAUGCUAACGUUUGUCUAGAAAAAGUCUAGAAAAAUACACACUGAACUGUGAAUAGCAGUUAUAUUUAGAAAGCAACAUUAGGAUGAACUUAAGUCAGGGCUUGGACUAGAGCAAGGCAAGUGAGGUGCCAGGAUGCAAAAGUUAAGGAGACACCUGACCUCAGGGGCCCACAACUGCAGAGCCCCUGACAGUGAGUGUCUCAGUAGCCUCGCCCUAGUCCUGGCUUUCACUUAAAUAUGUUUUCGAAUGUUUGUAAUAAAAUAUUUCUUUUGGAAGGCAAAAAUAGCAAGGAAAAUAAAUAGGAUUAAAGGAUACUAAAGCCCAUUCAAUAAAAUUUGUAGGAGGCCACUGAUUUGGCCUAGGCUCCUAUGAUGUAACCAACAGACCAAACCAAUAUGGAGUCAUUCAUGCUAAAUGAAACUAGUUAGGAGUAUAUUCAUAUAACAAGUGGCUAAGUGUCAGUUACAGCCUCUGAGCUUUAGUCAAUUGUAGGUGGUCAAUAGAUUCAGAUAAGGCAAUCCAGUUAAACUGUAUAUCCCACUUGCUGUUUUCUGUCCCUAAAUUCUCUCUGAGUACACUGCAGCCCUGAAGUUCUUUGAACCUGUUCUGGGUUCUGAGGGCUGUCCAAUUACUGAAUCAUACAUAAAAGCCAAGUAAGAUUUUAAAAUUUGUUAUAAUUUUGGUUUUUAACAACUUCUGUUGUAAAUAAUAAAAGCACUAAAUCCCUACUGAAAAUAAAGGGCCUAAAGACUGAA
Molecule: messenger RNA, 9276 nt
Organism: Homo sapiens (human)
Lineage: Eukaryota; Metazoa; Chordata; Mammalia; Primates; Hominidae
Gene: QSOX1
Product: quiescin sulfhydryl oxidase 1
Exons: 12
Coding region: 40-2283 (747 amino acids)
Cellular component (GO): Golgi membrane; extracellular region
Molecular function (GO): flavin-dependent sulfhydryl oxidase activity; thiol oxidase activity
Source: RefSeq, marked reviewed